CAUUUCUCGCGACGCUCCGUGCACCCGCCCGACGACCUUUCCACUGCCGCACGGCCCCACGGACGUCGUUCGUGCCAGAGGCUUUGCUAUAUCGUCUCCUGCCGACAACGAUAACCCUUCAUUGGUGACUAGGAGCUGCGCAGACAGCCCAUUGCAGCACAGGCUUCGGUGGGGUGCCAUUCCCGUUCCCGACUCGGAGGAGAAGCCGCCGCCAUGUCUCGGGGCGAUGCCGGCAAGAUUUACAGCGCAACGUACAGCAAUGUGCCGGUGUACGAGCUGACCGUGGAGAGCAAUCAUGUUAUGCGUCGCCGCUCGGACGACUGGAUCAAUGCGACCCACAUCCUCAAGGUCGCCGACUACGACAAACCCGCGCGCACCAGAAUCCUCGAGCGAGAGGUGCAAAAGGGCGUGCACGAGAAGGUGCAGGGUGGGUAUGGCAAAUAUCAGGGAACCUGGAUCCCUUUGUCGGACGGAAAAGAUUUGGCGACAAAGAAUGGCGUUUUUGAGAAGCUGCGGCCCAUCUUCGAGUUUGUCCCAGGAGACAGAAGCCCUCCUCCUGCUCCCAAACAUGCCACCGCCGCAUCGAGCAAACCAAGAGUUCCGCGCGCUCCACCCCAGCCUCGUCGCCAACCAGUCUACCAACCCACCGACUACGACCACCUCGAUCACUCUAUGCGCGACGACGAGACCCCAGAUAAUCUCACUGUAGUCUCUGAGCAGGCCUACGACGACUACGACCAAUCGCAGUACUCCAACUCCCGCAAGAGAAGAAGAGUGGAAGACAUGGCAUCGCAGGCAGACAAAGAUCACCAGCUGUGGGCUGAAGAGCUCUUGGAUUACUUCGUUCUCCGCGACCCCAUGGACUCCAUGUCUUCUGCCCCUGCGCCGCCUGUCAACGUGAAUCUCGAUCGCCCCAUCGACGACAAGGGAUAUACCGCAUUGCAUUGGGCCGCGGCCAUGGGUGAUAUUGAGGUAGUAAAGGAUCUCAUCCGUCGCGGCGCCCUCAUCGAGACGCAAUCGAGGAACGGCGAGACACCGCUCAUGCGCUCCGUCAUCUUCACCAAUAGCUUCGACCGGCAGAUCAUGGAGAAGCUUGGUGCUUUACUUGUCCGCACUAUCAAUAUGCAGGACUGGUCGGGCAGCACUGUCUUCCACCAUAUCGCCAAUACUACGCAAAGGAAGAGCAAAUAUGCAUGUGCUAGGUACUACAUGGAUUGUCUGCUCAACAAGAUGGUGGAGCUGCUGGCAACGGACGACAUCGAGCGCAUCUUGAACAGUCAAGAUGGCAAUGGUGAUACUGCUAUUACCAUUGCUGCCAGGCACGGCGCCAGGAAGUGUGUCCGCAGUCUCCUUGGACGCAACGCCGCCGUUGACGUUCCCAACCAUGCUGGCGAGACCGCAGAUCAAUUGAUAGUCCAGCUCAACCAGCGUCGUCAGGAGCGAGCCAACCCCCGCCAACUCUCCUCUUCACCCUUCCAGGCCGACAACAACCACAGCCAAGGUGGACCGGUUCAGGCUCCCAAUGGCAUCCCGUUCGACCCCCUCAAUCCAUCCCUCAACGGCACCUCGUCACAGACCAAUGGCAGCACGCCCGACGUGUACAAAUCCGAGACCGCACUGACCCUCACCGCGCAAAUCUUCCCCGUCCUCAUCACCAAAGCCAAAGACCUCGCCGCCAGCAUUGACGCCGAAAUCGCGGAGAAAGACGCCGAACUGGCCGAAGCAGAGCGCGUCGCUGCCAUGCGCAGAGGCGAGCUAGAGCUUCUAAAGAGGCAGCAAGAAGAACUGCGCAUUAAAGAGCUCGAGCAAACGAGUGGCGGGGCCGUAGAUCGCGAGGCGCUAGAGAAGGAACUCGAAGGGCUGGAGAAGGAAUGUGAGGAGCUGGAGCGUGACGAACAAGGCCACGCGCUGCGUCAGGAGUAUGCGCGCCAGAAACUCGCUCGCCGCAGCAACGGGCACGAAGACCACAUCAUGACGGACGGAGCCAACGACACGGACAACAACGACGCAGGCGACGCCCUCAUCCGCACUCAGCUCGCGCUCGCCCGCCAACUCGCUCAACUCAAACGCCAGCGCCUCGACCUCAUCCGCCAGAUUGUGGUCAACCUGAGCACCGCGGGUUUCGGCGGAGGCGACAAGCAGAGCCAGUACAAGCGGCUCAUCACCGGCGCGCUUGGAGUGAAGGAAGAGGACGUGGAGGGUUUGCUGCCGGAGAUUGUGGCUGAAUUGGAGGUGGGUAGGGGCCUGGAGGCUGCUGGGGCGUAGGAUGUUGCUUGCUGUUCCUCUCGCUUGAUCACAUCGCCUUUCGGAGCAUGAACUUGGGCGAGGCGAGUUGGCGGUUUCUGUUUGUGCAUCGGAGUGGCCGCGUUGGUACGAGCAGCAUGUGUGUUGUGCUGCGUGACCCACCAAGUACAGACGGCUGGCGAGACGUAUAGUUUGCAUGCAUGAUGCCUUGAGAGAAAUGUAGCAGAGUUUCGAAUGCG
Molecule: messenger RNA, 2483 nt
Organism: Neohortaea acidophila
Lineage: Eukaryota; Fungi; Ascomycota; Dothideomycetes; Mycosphaerellales; Teratosphaeriaceae
Exons: 2
Coding region: 214-2265 (683 amino acids)
Cellular component (GO): SBF transcription complex; MBF transcription complex
Molecular function (GO): DNA binding; transcription regulator activity; protein binding
Source: RefSeq, a predicted model, not a curated record